GCCGGUGGCGCAUGCGCGGGGCGGGGCGGCGCGGAGGGGAGCUGAAGGAGAGCGGCGCCAUGGCCGGGGCCCUGCGCGUGCCCUCCCUGCGGGAGCUGGAGGUGCAGGAGGUGGCGGUCAGCUCGGCCGUGCUGAAGGCCGCGGCCCACCACUACGGAGCGCAGUGCGACCGGCCCAACAAGGAGUUCAUGCUGUGCCGCUGGGAGGAGAAGGACCCCAGGAAGUGCCUGCGGGAGGGGCGGCAGGUCAACCAGUGCGCGCUCGACUUCUUCAGGAAGAUCAGGACGCACUGCGCGGAGCCGUUCACCCAGUACUGGACGUGCGUCGACUACUCGGGGCUGCAGGAGCUGCGCCGCUGCCGCAAGCAGCAGGCUCUGUUUGAUAGCUGUGUGCUGGAGAAGCUGGGCUGGGUGAGACCUGAUCUAGGACAGCUCUCUAAGGUUACCAAAGUGAAGACAGACCGACCUUUGCCUGAGAAUGCCUAUCACUCUAGACCUAGACCAGAGCCAAAUCCACCCAUUGAGGGGGAGCUGAAACCUUCUCCCUUUGGCAGCAGACUCUUCUUCUGGUCUUGGUGAAGUGGGUGGGCUGGGCUGCAGCUCAAAGAUGGGUUGGUUGCAAAUGUAAAUUAUCUGUUAUGUGUUGGGUAGAACUGUAAUGAUUAAAGAACCCCAAACUGCUGGA
This is a messenger RNA of Apus apus (common swift), 684 nucleotides long. It is a transcript of the gene NDUFA8, whose product is annotated as NADH:ubiquinone oxidoreductase subunit A8. The record is from RefSeq and is a predicted model, not a curated record. Gene Ontology annotation, biological process: mitochondrial electron transport, NADH to ubiquinone. Lineage: Eukaryota; Metazoa; Chordata; Aves; Apodiformes; Apodidae. The transcript has 4 exons. The coding region runs from base 12 to 578 and encodes 188 amino acids.